Messenger RNA from Theobroma umbraticum, 1159 nucleotides. RefSeq names its product dirigent protein 18-like. The record is from RefSeq and is a predicted model, not a curated record. Lineage: Eukaryota; Viridiplantae; Streptophyta; Magnoliopsida; Malvales; Malvaceae.
AUAAUUUGUUUUUAACUUACUGAUGUUUAACUAGAAAUACUACUAAUAAAAGAUGCACCCCUCUAAACUUCUAAAAUUCAACUUUCAGUAUCAGUAUAAACAAUCAGGAAUCGUUGCAUCCCAUUCUAAGCUUGGUACUGCCAACAUUUUUUUAUUCAUGGAAAUGUUAACUAAUACACCAAGAACAGAAAAGCAGAACGACUAGCUCCUGAUGACUAAUGUAACGCCAACCACUUCACCAUUCCAAACAACUCCAUAAUCUGCUGUUAUCCUCUCUAUUUAAUGAGCAACCAUCAUACUGUCUGGCGUACAAAUUCAAAAGCCUCACUCCAGCAAUUCAUUAGAGAACCAAAGGCCCUCAGGCAAACAUUAAAAAAAUGUUCAAGCUACAAUCUCCGCUUUUCAUCACGUUGCUAAUUGCUACAGUGUGCAUCGGGACAUGUUUCGCAGCAGUUAACCCGGCAGCAGCUACAGCCGAAGAACCCAUUCUUGAGUUCUACAUGCAUGAUAUCCUUGGGGGAAGUAGUCCCACGGCUAGGCCAAUAACUGGAUUACUAGGAAACAUCUACAGUGGCCAAGUACCUUUUGCUAAACCGGUUGGAUUCCUGCCUCCACAAGGUGGAGUUGCAAUCCCCAAUGCCAAUGGUGCUAUUCCAACUGUUAAUGGCAUCAACGGCCUGCCACUAGGAACUGGGUUAGCUGGUACAGCAUUCGCCGGCAAUCAAAACCAAAACGGUAACCCCCAAAUCCCUCUAGGACCAGAUGGCUUGGGACUAGGCUUCGGAACCAUCACCGUCAUCGAUGACAUACUCACUGCCAGCCCUGAUUUGGGGUCACAGGCAAUAGGGAAGGCUCAAGGAGUUUACGUUGCUAGCUCCGCGGAUGGAACAACCCAAAUGAUGGCAUUCACAGCCAUGAUCGAAGGCGGUGAAUACAACGACAACCUCAACUUCUACGGGGUGUACAAGAUCGGAAGCACCAUGUCGCAUGUAUCGGUGACAGGUGGAACAGGCAAGUUUAAGAAUGCUUGCGGACUUGCUGAGGUUCGACCACUUAUCCCACCAGGUCAACAUGUCACCGAUGGUGCUGAGACAUUGCUGAGGAUCACUGUCCAUCUCCAAUACUAAAAAUUGGCCCUGUUGUCUUGAAAAUUAUGUGU